Molecule: messenger RNA, 3218 nt
Organism: Exophiala mesophila
Lineage: Eukaryota; Fungi; Ascomycota; Eurotiomycetes; Chaetothyriales; Herpotrichiellaceae
Exons: 1
Coding region: 330-3206 (958 amino acids)
Biological process (GO): translational elongation
Molecular function (GO): translation elongation factor activity; GTPase activity; GTP binding
Source: RefSeq, a predicted model, not a curated record
CGACAACCUCAUGACUCAGAUAUACUCAUCGACUUCCAUCCACAUCAUUGCCAUGACAUCGCCUGGUCCGCUGUCAUGAGAGGUCUUACCAUCGUGCCGCCCUCGCUACAAUAAAAGGACUGACCUGUCAAGUUGCCACAACUUCUAGCAUCGCCUCCACAACCCAUCUUGUUCACAACCAUGUCCACUUCUCAGCUCCUUUACUACUCUCAUCCAACACUACUGUCUUUAUCAUAUUUUGACUCCAAUUCUUCGUUACAUCGGCACAAUACACCGUGGGCGGUAUUCGGGUAGGGCGAUAGAUCGAGGUCUCCCCGGCAAGCCCUAACAUGGCUUCUAUCUUCACUUACCAGGAAGAACCACCUCGAAUACAUUCCCCAUGGUCAACCCCUGGAACCUCAACUCCACAGACGAUAUCCAACCGGAAAGUUGCUCUCGACGGCGGAGAUGUGAGAUCCAUGCCCACCAUAUCAAAACUUGAGCCAGAACGUCAUGAUGGUCCAACAGAAUACAAGCUUCACUUGCUUCUACGCCCGAGACGGAAAUUUCUGUCUCUAUCGACGACCUCAUUACACCCUGGUCAGCACCAGAGCCUGUCACUUCAAUCCUCGUUCGGAACCUUUUCCACCUCAGAGCCACUUUCUGAUCGUCUCCUUUCAUUGCCAGUCAACCAAGCUCGUCAGCAUAGACUCCAUCAACUCACCACCCAGCUAUUAUGGCGCCUCCAACAGUCAUCCCCUUUCCAUUCCUCAUCAACGGCUGACCUUGUUUUGCCAUUACUACCGGAGGCAACUCCUAAGCUCGGCAUCCCUGAGCGUCCUGCCAAACUUCUACCCGGCUUAGAAGAAAGCCAAGGUGCACUGUAUGAAAUUGGGGUGGCAGACGAUGGCAUGUUGGUGGGCUUGGCCGAAGACGAACUUCAAGAAAGCUUGGGUAAUCUCCGUGCAAUGGCAUCUAGCCUUGGUUGCGUCACCAAGAUUUUGAGAAGGGUUGUCGUAGGAACAUGUGAAUGGCUGGCCUCGGCAGAGGAUUUUCAGCAAGAGAAGCCUCUGCAAGACAAUCUUUGGGUGGCAGAAGUACUCGUGUAUCCAGACUCGCGAGAUUAUGCGGAUCCCGUGGGAACAGCCAACUUCGUCGAUCAUGGCAACGCUCAAAGCGCUCUCCAAGAGACAGCAUCGAAUCGAAAGAACGAAUCUAUACACCAGAUCCGUGUCACAUUGGUUGGUUCUCCCAACUCAGGCAAGUCAUCAUUGUUGGGCGCGCUGUCGACUUCUGUACUCGACAAUGGUCGCGGCAAAAGUAGACUCUCUCUCCUCAAGCACAGACAUGAAAUCGCGUCCGGUAUCACCAGUUCAGUUGCUCAAGAGCUCAUCGGAUAUUCUUCCAAAGAACGUUCCGACCCGGACCAUGUGAUCAACUACGCCACCGGAAACGUAUCAUCUUGGCUCGAUAUUCAUGCCUUGUCUGAACGGCUAGUCUUCUUCUCAGAUUCUCCUGGAUCUCCACGGUUUGCCAAAUCCACCUUCCGCGCCUUGAUUUCAUGGCGACCAUCCUGGACAGUGCUGUGCAUCGCCGCAGAUGCAGACGAGCAGCGUAGGGGGAGCCUGAGCCGAGCGACCAAUACGAAAGAUGAUGCCGAACAUGGCCCACCCAUUGAUAACAUGGACAUUAUGUUGGCGCAUCUCGACGUCUGCCUGAGGCUACAACUGCCCCUUGUCAUUGCAUUCACCAAAAUGGACCUAGCCAGUAAAAUUGGUCUCAGAUCUCUACUGACGAAAGCUCUUUCUACUCUCAAAGCAGCUGGCAGAAGGCCAUUGAUGCUAGGCGACACAGUAAAGCCAGCUCUAAAUGUCGAUACCGACAAACCUCUCCGUUUACUCAAUCAAAUCUCCAAAACUGACCAGAACGAUAUUGAUUCUCUAAUGGGAUCCAAACCCGAUUUCGAUGCGAAAGCUGUACCAAUUAUCUUCACCAGUGCAGUUUCAGCCUCUGGGAUUGGAAAACUCCAUGCCCUGCUACGAUCUCUCCGACCCGUCCAUGUUGCAACAGAGAUAAUACCAAGAUCUCUAUCUCUGGACCCACCACCAAACCUAUCAACUCUCUUCCAUAUCGACGAAGUUUUCAGCAUCCCUCCAUCCCGAGUCUACUCAGCCGAACCAACCGAUCAAUCCAAGAACCAUGGCGUCGUGCUAUGUGGUCAUGUGGCCAAAGGCACCAUUCGCGUCGGAAGUAUCAUGAGCUUAGGACCUUUCCCACCAUCACCACCAUCAUCAUACCCCGAACUAUCUGCCUUCCAAUCCGACGACGCAAUGAAAAGAUCACACUCGUAUUCUACCGGCCAUACCCCCACAGACCGACUCCCCGAUCUCCUGGCCGCAUCGUUUUCACGAAUGCACAUGUCGAAAAAAUCACCAGAUUCGGAGCCGGAAGGCGACAGCAAAUGUUUCGCACAAGUCCAGGUUGUUUCAGUGCGCAAUCUUCGCCUACCGGUAAUUCAAAUCCACACCGGUGAAACAGGAACCAUUGGUGUGGAACUGUUACUACCACCGCCGGUCAAACAGCACGAUUCAAUUACAACUUCAGAGCUAGUAGUAUCCCUACGCCGAGCAAGAAAAGGAAUGGUUCUCACAGACCGACAAGAUAAGAACAACAAGCAACAGCCGCUUCUUCAAGGCUAUCGAUCAUUCGUAGCUUCAUUCCCCGCCUCUGACUUUUCACGACCCGAUUCCCCACCCUUGAUCCUCGGCGGACAUGCAAUUGUCUAUAUCAACAGUAUACGUGCAGCGACUAAAGUGAUUGCCGUCGCUUUGGACGAAAGUCCGGAAGAAAACCAUGGUCACCAUCAUCAUCGUCAACGACGACGACGACAAAGAAGAGUUUCUUCUGGUUCAAGUGAGGUUUUUGUAUUUGAUAGUGAUGAAGGUCUUGGGGACAAUGACAACGACGAUGAUGACGAAGAUGACGAAGAUGGCAAUGAUCAGCAACAACAGCAGCAGCAGCAGCAGCAUGAGGAGAAUCAGUCUCGUUCCGAGGCGAGAGAUAUUCGUAUCACUUUCCGAUUCACUAGCAAUGUGGAGUGGAUGAGAUUAGGGGAUCAGGUUCUUGUGGUCCCGGCCUUGACGGCGCCGGGGCCAGUGGCGGGGAAUGCGGUGGCUAAUAUUUCUGCUUUGGCGGGUUUGGUUGGGAAUAUUAUCGAGUUGAGUUGAGUUGAAGGUUGC